AUGAAGACAUUUAGGGAAAUUAAGAUAACGUCGGCUCAACGAUUGCGUCACCUUGGUCUGUUUAUUCUUAAUACUGAGGAAGGAACGUUUUUGAGUAGAACGCUAUCAAGCUGGGGCAAAAUACUCAUUUUUUACGUGAUCUUUUACACGUGCCUCUUCGGAUUUUUGACUUGUUUAAUUUUCUUUGUUACAAACGUUGCAAUCGAUGCGAAUGUGCCCUCUCUCACAGGGAAACAAAGUUUACUGCGGCUUAGUCCAGGACUCACAUUUUUACCACCUGUUGCUGCCAAGGGAAAAGCGUUUCCUUAUCCUCUCUACAACCCGGAUGACAAGGCUAAAUAUGUUAAAUUUAUGUGGAAAUAUUUGUCAGACUAUCACACAGGGUCUUGGAAUUGUGAUUUUUAUGAUGGGACACGCGGCCCAGGAAAUUUAUACGAUGCAUGUCGCUUCCCUCUUCACUUUUUGGGACCAUGUCAAGUUCGUCUAUAUUAUGACCCAGAAUUUUGUGUUUACUUAAAAAUGAACAAGACUAGUGAACCUGCUGCUUCCUUGAGGAUCACAGCAGGGCCACUAACCAAGUAA
Molecule: messenger RNA, 582 nt
Organism: Echinococcus granulosus
Lineage: Eukaryota; Metazoa; Platyhelminthes; Cestoda; Cyclophyllidea; Taeniidae
Product: Sodium/potassium-transporting ATPase subunit beta
Exons: 4
Coding region: 1-582 (193 amino acids)
Biological process (GO): potassium ion import across plasma membrane; sodium ion export across plasma membrane; intracellular potassium ion homeostasis
Cellular component (GO): sodium:potassium-exchanging ATPase complex
Molecular function (GO): ATPase activator activity
Source: RefSeq, a predicted model, not a curated record